Gigantopelta aegis is the source of this 2675-nucleotide messenger RNA. Its product is annotated as guanine nucleotide exchange factor DBS-like. Gene Ontology annotation, cellular component: cytoplasm. Lineage: Eukaryota; Metazoa; Mollusca; Gastropoda; Neomphalida; Peltospiridae. The record is from RefSeq and is a predicted model, not a curated record. Gene Ontology annotation, biological process: intracellular signal transduction. Gene Ontology annotation, molecular function: guanyl-nucleotide exchange factor activity.
AUGGAGGUGGUGAAACGUUUGUUGGAAAGAUCGAUGCCUGCCAUACCCAAACUGAACUUCCCCAUUGUAGAUGUGAGGGACGUCGCUGAGGCUCAUAUCAAGGCCAUGGUAACACCAGAAGCAGCAGGCAAACGCCAUCUUGUUACCAGCAUAAACCUGUGGAUGAAAGAAAUGUCCCAAAUUCUCGCUAAAGAAUUUAAGCCUCAAGCUGAUGCAGACCAGAAAUUCACUAGCCGCGGGACUGAGGGCCAGUGGAUUUGCCAAACCCUGCUACAGAGGGACCUGACCCUGGCCGAGAACAUGCGUUCGAGCGGGGAACAGCUGAUAGCCGACGAGCACUAUGCUGUUGACUGCAUUCGACCCAAGUGCAUGGAACUGCAGCGCAUGUGUGAACAGUAUAAAGAGUUGCUACGGCGACACAACAAAAUCCUCAUCAAGUCGCAGGAUCUACAUGAUAGACUGGAAAAGGCUAACAGGUGGUGUAACCGUGGCGUCGACAUGUUGGCCAAUCAGCCAAUAGAACAGUGUCAGACCCAGGUGGGGGUGGACAAGGCGUUGCGGGAGAUUGACACGGUCCGCGGUCUCAGGCCGAGUAACCCGAGGGAAUUCCAUCAAGCCUUUGACGGCAUGAUGACCACAGAAACACGGGCCGUAGUACAGCAGGUGCUGAAGCGGAUUGAGGACGUUCAGAAGAUGUGUGAGAAGAGGAAGGAAAGUCUGCGCAGUCUGGUGUCCAAACCAUCGCGGUCACGCCCCGUGCAGCACGUGCUCCCAGAACCCAUGCCGCCACAGACGCCGGCCUCGACGGGUUACAAUGGCUUCGACCAGACUGACCUUGACCCCGAGGUCAGGAGGAAGGUGUUACUAGAAAACAAUAAAAGAAGUCCCCUCUCGCUGGAGAAAUCGGCCAGACACCGCGUGUUUGACAAGUCGGACAUCCAGCACCCAAUCCACAUCAGCUCGCCCGCCUACAGCAGCAGCAACAGCAGCCUCGCCCACAUGUCGGACAUCUCCAUGGCAACGGACUCGAACACACAGUGCAGUUCGUACUCCUCCAUGUCAUCUUCAUCCCUGCCAGAGAUCGACACCCUACAGGCCAAACGCAGGUCAGAGUUAAAGGUUGUUAUUUUUGUUCUCAUUAUUAUGUUUGUUUCUCUGCAGGAGUGUCAAAGAAGGCUUGGUCACAAAUUACCCCUCGGAGCUUUCUUACUCAAACCGAUUCAGAGAAUCACCAAAUACCAGCUACUACUCAAGGAGAUGUUGCGGUUCACGGGCGAGGACCGUGAGUUGGAGAGUCAGCUAUAGGAAGCUGUCGACACAAUGCUGGGAGUCUUAUGCUACCUCAACGACAGCAUGCACCAGGUGUCCAUCAUUGGAUACAGUGAAAUUCUUUCUGACUUUGGCCGUCUACUAAUUGGCAGUUUCAACAUGUGGACGGAACACGAGAAGGACCGUAUCCGGGACCUGCGGUUCAAGGCCAUGCACCGACACAUGUUCCUGUACGAACGCUCGUUGCUGCUGUGCAAGAAGAAGAAAGAUAACCAGAACUCGGAUGGUGCUAGCUACGCCUUCAAGAAAAAACUUAAACUCUGCGAUUCUGUGUGUAUCCAGGAACAUGGAUCGGUGCCACCAGUUGUUCGUCAUUCCUCCACUGCAGACGACUGAGUACCGCGAACACUUUGAACAGUCACCACCUUAGCACGAAAGUGUCGAUUGCAGGACCUUUGACGCAGUACAUAUACUCUUAAUGGGACGUAGCAGGCAGACUGGCUGUGACAUACCUUUGCAAUCUGGAGUGGAUAUGGUGGCUGAAGUGGAACCCGACUUCGUGACCAAGGCAAACUCGUCUAUAUUCAUCCGGACUACUGGUCGCAACUUCUCAAUGUGAGAUUCUGGACUUGCAUGUUCAUGCAGCAGAGUUUUACCCUUAUUCCAAGUCCGACUCUUUGUCCAUCUGACACAAUGAACGCCUCACCCGAGCUGACAGUUUGAUGCCACAGUACUUGCACUUUUCUAUCGUCGAUGUUCCCUGGGGCGUUGUUCAGCCUGUGGAUGGUGGAUGCAACUCUCCCAGUCAUCGUUCGUGAAUAGUUCACAUUCUUAGCUCUGCGAUUCUGUGUGUAUCCAGGAACAUGGAUCGGUGCCACCAGUUGUUCGUCAUUCCUCCACUGCAGACGACUGAGUACCGCGAACACUUUGAACAGUCACCACCUUAGCACGAAAGUGUCGAUUGCAGGACCUUUGACGCAGUACAUAUACUCUUAAUGGGACGUAGCAGGCAGACUGGCUGUGACAUACCUUCGCAAUCUGGAGUGGAUAUGGUGGCUGAAGUGGAACCCGACUUCGUGACCAAGGCAAACUCGUCUAUAUUCAUCCGGACUACUGGUCGCAACUUCUCAGUGUGAGAUUCUGGACUUGCAUGUUCAUGCAGCAGAGUUUUACCCUUAUUCCAAGGUGCAUGUCUCUUCUUGAACUGUGUCUUUCAUCUUGUAUUACCUGCCAUGGAUGUGACUCGUAGUGUAUAAAACAGUGAAAUACUUAUUGUGGUAUGCAUGUCCACCCUUAUAUAUAUCAGGUCAUGUGUGAUGUCACCUUCAGUUCUGAUACAUUAAAACAUUUCAAUGCAGUGGCAGUUGACAGCUUUUUUUGUUCACUGUAUAUUCUGAACUGCAUCU